Molecule: messenger RNA, 1825 nt
Organism: Mizuhopecten yessoensis (Yesso scallop)
Lineage: Eukaryota; Metazoa; Mollusca; Bivalvia; Pectinida; Pectinidae
Product: solute carrier family 22 member 6-A-like
Exons: 8
Coding region: 168-1721 (517 amino acids)
Biological process (GO): transmembrane transport
Cellular component (GO): membrane
Molecular function (GO): transmembrane transporter activity
Source: RefSeq, a predicted model, not a curated record
CACAAUUUCCUAUUGUCUUUCAUGUUUACCUUUAUACCUUUAUAAAUUAAAGAUUACAACAUAAAAGAAAAGGAAACCGAAUCCUCGUGCAUCUAUUAGGCUGCAUCGGUGUAUCCCUACAUAAUUGAAUCAAAUACCACUUCACAUCUAAACUCAAGCCUUAAAAGAUGUCUGCAACAAGUGCGUAUUUGGAAGGUCUAAUUGAGGAAUGUGGCGGAUUUUCACGAUUUCAAUGGAUUAUGUUUUCGUUGAUGGUGUAUAGUAAAGUCGCCACUACCUGGAAUAUGCUGAUGAUGACAUUCGCUGGAGCAAUUCCUGAUUGGCAGUGUGGAUUUACAAACUAUUCAAACUCCGGCACUUCCAGACCAAUCGAUUUGAACAAGCUGUAUUAUACAGAAGGGCAGUGUUAUCCUCCACAAAAUGUUACCUUUCGGAAUUGCCAGGAGUAUACAUUUUCCGAUAGUAUGAAUACUAUUGUGAGUGAGUGGACAUUGAUAUGCGACAAAGACUGGAUAGCCUCUACUAUCACCACAAUUCAGAUAGCCGGAAUACUGGCCAGUUGUGUAGCCUCUGGUCACCUCGCAGACCUUAUUGGCCGGAAACCGACUUACUUGCUGUCUUUGGCCUUAAUGAUGGUACUUAACGUUGUCGCUGGAUUUUCGACAUCAUGGAAAAUGUUUGCAGUCCUUCGUUUUCUGUUGGGCUUUUGUCUUGGUGCUAGCAUCACCGUUUUCUUUAAUUACCUGAUAGAGUUUAUACCUGCAAAAAGAAGAUCAGUCACCAUAGCCUUUCCAGCAUGGUCAAUCUGGGCAUGCGUGUUCGGAUUCGUGGCUUGGUGGCAGCAUGAUUGGAGGUACCUCCACUUCUCUACAGCUGUACUUACUCUACCGUGUGUAUGUAUGUGGUGGUUUAUUCCAGAGAGUUUCCGCUACCUCGUCUCCCAUAACCGACUAGAUGAAGCAAAAGGAAUUAUCUGCAAAAUAGCGCGAAUCAAUGGUAAACCGGAACCGGAUAUGAGUGAGAUGAGUUACCUUGUUGAGAUAGACUUGAAAGUCGACGCUGAUCGGAAAUACACGAUUUUGGACGUAGCUAAGUCCCCACAGCUAAGGAAGUACACAUGUCUGCUAGGCAUUGCAUGGAUGUCCUGUGGGUAUGGCUUCUAUGCCAUUUCCUUCGGUGUUCAGAGUCUUUCUGGGAGCCUAUAUCUCAACAUGUUUCUGUUGAGUGUAGUAGAAAUUCCUGCGCAGGCCUCCUCAUUCUACCUCACCAAUAGAUUUGGCAGAAAAUGGGUGACUAUUGUUUUGCUAUUGGCGGCUGGAAUAACCGGUUUUGUUGUGGCAGCUCUACAAAUAUCUGAUUUGGAAAUGAAGAACUCCCUGAUCAAUGGAUUCGCCCUGGCUUCCAAGAUGAGUGUGGGUGUUGGAUGGGGGACGAUGAUCAUUUUGUCGACGGAGUCAUACCCUACUGUAGUUAGGAAUAUUGGAAUUGGAAUGCUGAACUUUUUUGCAAGAGUUGGUGCUUUGAUAGCACCUCAAUUGGUAUACUUGAGCAACCAUCUUCCGGGAGCCAUGUACUUUGUUUUUGGUGGAUUGAUGGUCCUGUCAUCAUUUUGUCUGUACUUUAUUCAAGAAACAAACAAAAAGCCUAUCGAAGAUGGCAUAGCAACAGAGAAGAAAGUGGGAGAAGAAAUGCAGAGUUUUCAAAUCGAAACAAACUUUUGACAUGAUUUAUUUACGUCUAUUAUAUAAUGAAUGUAAUAAAAUCGUAUAAUUUGAGUUGAACAUAUGUCUGGAAAUGUUUCGGAUAUAUUAAAUAGUUAUAUGUA